Didymodactylos carnosus is the source of this 984-nucleotide messenger RNA. The record is from the annotation of a GenBank genome assembly. NCBI's taxonomy places the organism in Eukaryota, Metazoa, Rotifera, Eurotatoria, Philodinida, Philodinidae.
AUGAAACAUAUUCGACGCCUUUGGCCGAGAUCUCGACCACAUGGCGAACAGUCAGCAACAGCCGAUAAUCAACAGGAAAUGCCAGAUGAACAUUCAGCAUCAUUCUUAAAAUUAACGAAAUUAUUAUGUUCAGCUCUAAUUCCAAUAAUGAUUGCUGUUUUUACAAUUGUUGUAACCCUACAAGAACGUGAUCUGGCGAAUCGUCAACGUGAUUAUGAUGAACGUCAAGCCGACAAUGAACAACAAGAAGAUAUAUUUAAAAUAUACAUUCAAGACAUAUCAAAAGUGUUACAAACACAGCCAGAUAAUCGGGGUAUAUCCACACAAAAUCUAUUAUUUAUUCGCACACAAACUCUUACAGCUCUACGUAAAUUAGAUUCUAAACGUCGUACAUAUGUUUUUCUAUUUCUCUAUGAAAGUAAAUUGAUACAAUCACCAACAAAAUUAGAUUUAACUGGUGCUGAUUUUACAAAUAUUCAUUGUGAUGGUAUAACGAAAAAUACAUUAAAAGACUUACAUUUACCUGGUGUUGACUUGUCUCAUUCAUGUUUCAUUAAUUGUUAUAUCGAUGGUACAAAUUUUGCUGACUCAAUAAUGUUGGAUAUUAAAUUUACCAAUUCUGUUAUUAUUUUGACAACAUUUAAAAGUUGUUUAAUGGAUCGAGCAGAUUUUAGAAAUGGAAAAAUGUUUUACAAUACAUUUAAUAGUGCAUCAUUAGCCUAUAGCGAUUUUUCAAAUAUUAUUGAUAUAAAAGAAAAUAAUUUUACAAAUGUUAAUUUAACUGGAACUAAAGUAACAUAUAAAAACUUACUUUAUGAGAAUAAUACAUUUCAUAAUUCAAUUAUGCCUAAUGGAACAUAUGGACCUAUACAGCAGAAGAAUUUAGUUGUUAAUGGAGAUGCAGAAACAAAUGUAAGUUUCGAAACUAUUGUCUAUGGAAUUCUUUCAAAGGAAAUAUGCGCUUCGACUGUAAAUCGAGUCUAG